CCAUGGCAGCGGCUAGGCACGCGGCCGGGCGGAGGCAAGAUGGCGGUGACCGGCUGGCUGGAGAGUCUCCGAGCGGCCGAGAAGACGGCGCUGUUGCAGGACGUGAGGAAGUGGCGUGUGAAGAGUGCCCUGGGAGCCUUGGGCCAGUGGCAGAUUGAGGUGGGAGAGCCAGCAAUCCCAGGAGCAGGGAGCCUGGGGCCUGAACUCAUCACAGAAAGCAAUGCCAACCCCAUCUUCAUGCGCAAGGACACCAAGAUGAGUUUCCAGUGGCGAAUUCGAAACCUCCCAUACCCUAAGGAUGUCUACAGUGUCUCUGUGGACCAGGAGGAGCGCUGUGUCGUCGUCAGAACAACCAACAAAAAGUACUACAAGAAGUUCCCCAUUCCUGACCUAGACAGAUACCAGCUACCUCUGGAUGACUCCUUGCUGAGCUUUGCUCAUGCCAACUGUACCCUCAUCAUCUCCUACCACAAGCCCAAGGAGGUCCUGGUAGCUGAGUCAGAGCUGCAGAAGGAGCUGAAGAAGGUGAAGACAGCCCACAGCAGUGACGGGGAUUGCAAGACCCAGUAGUAGACCCAUGAACCUGCACUUCUGAUGCUGAGUCUGGGUGAGGUUCUUCCUACAGACCUGUCAGAGUUUGAGGCUUGGGCCUUUCCGGCCCGGGGCAGCCUCUUUCCUUCCAGCAGCUGUCCAGGCUCUGUAAGAACCGGGGCCUUCCUAGCCCCUGAGUCAUGGUUUUCUCUCCUGAGUAAAGUCAUUCUGAGUCACUGUCA
Molecule: messenger RNA, 773 nt
Organism: Phacochoerus africanus (Common warthog)
Lineage: Eukaryota; Metazoa; Chordata; Mammalia; Artiodactyla; Suidae
Gene: DPCD
Product: deleted in primary ciliary dyskinesia homolog (mouse)
Exons: 5
Coding region: 40-570 (176 amino acids)
Source: RefSeq, a predicted model, not a curated record